GACGUUGGCGCGGUUGUUGAAAACAGACCCGGGCAGAGAUGUUUGUUGACAUGAGUCAACAAGUCUACAAGUCUUUUCUGUUUGCCGGUUUUUAAAAAAGGACGUUUUACAGCAUUGCGACAGCCAUGGAAUUAUCUCCGCUUAUAAAGAAAAUAGGUCACUCUUUGGUGGAGAUUAGAGUUCGAGCAUUGAAAAGCAUCUUAUGUAAGCUGGAUCUGUCUCUUAUCUCUGUUGAUGACAUCGUCCAAGAAAAGAUGCUGUUCGUGUAUCUGCUGGAGUGGUUCAAUUUCCCAGAAGUGCCAAUGAAGGAGGAAGUCCUGGAGCUGCUUUCAACUUUAUCAAAGAACCCCGGUGCAGCCCAGAUGCUGAGAGAUGUAGGGGCGGUGGACUUUCUCACUCAGUUAUCUCCUACCAUGGAGCCCAGACUGCGAGCUGUCAUCGAUGGAGCUCUAGACCAGCUGUUCCAGCUUCCCGAGCUUCUCCCCAGUCAGUCAGCUGUCUACUCACAUGGACCCCGCAGCACAACUACAACAGCCCCAACGAUUGUUUCACCAGAGGAUAAUUUGCCUAAAAUGGGUUAUUUCCACAAGAACACGGACAGCAGCAGAGACGUACCACCUCAGAAGAUCGCAGUACAUGAAUCUGUGAGAUGCCUGAAGUUUUCUGUGUUUCCGUGGCUGACUUUGACAAACACAGACAGGCACAUACUUUCCUCUAAUGAGAGCUCUCUGAGGAGCAGCAAUCCCAACCUGGUGAGAACCACUUGUGAACUUCUAUGUGACGUCAUUCUGCACGAUUUUCCUGCUGAGAUCUUCCUGCAGAGGCCUGGCAUUGUGCAGAACCUUCUGUCUCUGCUGCGGCUGGCUUUGGGAAGCGGUGAGGCGAGUUACCUCCACUCGCCCGCCGUUUCCUGCCUGCGGCAGCUUUGCGUUGGGCUCAGGAGGAGGCUGCGCUUUCAUCAAGAUCCAGGCUUCUACUCUGCAAAGCAAGAUCCAGCUUCACAGAACUCGUCCUUUUCUUACGCCCAUGAUGUUUUGGGGAACCAGCGUUCCCAGACGUCCUCCCCCGGGGCCGAGCGCUCUCCCCGGCCUUCGGUGGUGGGACACGCAGGCCAGAGAGCCAGGGGAGAUGGCCAAGAUGGAGAUGCAGCCUCCAACAGUGGCAGCUCACACGGAGGCGGGGCAACGGCCCAGGCCCCCGGGGAGAUGCCACAUUCACCUGCAGAUGCGGCGCAGUUGGAGCUUCCUGAUCUAGGAGUAGAAGACAUUAUGGAGCUGCAGUUCCAGCAGCUCACGGUGGCCCAGUUCACUGUUGCUACCAUGCAUCACGCUAUACCUCUGCUUCAGACAGAAGGCUUGCGUGCGUUCCACAGUGUUCUGGAGCUGCUGUGCGAUGCCGUGCUCCUGCUCGGGGACAGCGUUUGCGAGCUGGUCUGGGACGACGGCAGCCUGGUGGGGAUGGAGCUGAAGGAGAAGCUACAAGCCUGCAUGGAGCUGCUGGGGGAUAUUCUCAGCUAUCAUCAGAACUGCUCAGCAGAGGUUCCCCACUGUUCCCAAAUUCAUCACAGAAUGGCGUAUACAGGCACUGCCAUUUUUACCGUUAAACUCCUACAGACUGUCCUCCCUCCAGAAAAGGCUAAUGAUAACCUCCCAGAAAACACAGCGACAGCUCUUUUCCACCUAUGUUUGGAUGCAUCAUUGGGAAAUUUAUUGCCCAGCAUGCAAGAGACUGCAGUGGCCUACUUGGAGCAGGUGAACUCAGACCACCAUGACACCUACAGGAGGGUGAUCCGAGCCGCCACGUGGAUGGAGUCAACUUGUAACUUCCUGAAAGAAGUGAAAGCUGAAGGGGAGAAGAACUGGUUGGAGUUGCUGGAACUUGCCGAUCAAGCCAUAGACGGUCUUCCGUUUCACAAGCAUCUGCCCAUCAUCAAAGAAUGCAUCCACAUGGUCUCCUACCUCUGGAAGUUCGAUCAGCCCAGUCCUCUGUUGCAGACCGAGAGCCAGAAGCUCUUCCUCAAGCUGCUGUCUCAUCCUUCACCGCCUGUCAAAAUGGAAACAUACCAAUGCACUUUAAACCUGGUCAAGGAUUGCCUUGGCAUCCACAAUCUGCCACAACAGAAACAGGCAGCAUGCGCCAGGGUCCACUUCCUCCUCCACCACAGAGUUCUCUAUGAAAUAAGCACCUUUGGACUCCAGGACUCUGCAGAAAAGGUGAACACAGCUGCCCAGGAUAUCCUGCUGUUCCUGCUCAAGGGGCGAUUGAUGAUGACAGCAUCAGCCUGGGACAGAUUCAAUGAGGCACUUUACCUGGUCGUACCUAUUUUACAGGGCUAUGCCAGCACUGAAGAGUCACUUGGAAAGUGUGUCCUGCUGAUAAGCGACAUGUCGGACGUGGCAGGAGACGACGUUCCCACAAGUACAGCCAAGCUAAAAGCAGCGCUCCGACUGCUUUUCACCAAACAGCCCACUGUAAGAGUAGCAGCAGUGCAGCAAGUCCUGCCCCACCUUACCAGCAGUGGGGAUGCAAAAACUUCCAGACCAGACGUGGAUCAAUCUGUGAUUGCAUCCCUUCCUAACCUCUUUUGCCUCCGAAAUCCCGUGGACGUCACACUCGACACACGCAAGUCCAUCCUGAAGGUGGAGUCGGUGGAGAAGCUGUUUAGUAUCCUUCACACAGACACGUCUGACGUUUCCCUCAGAAGAUCGGCAGCAGAACAGCUGUGUGUUGUGCUACAAGACACAACCAUGCAUCCAGUCCUGAAGAAUCUUGGUUUACCUGAUGAAGUCUUGUCGUUAAUCACAGAGUGUGUGAGUGGCAACGAGAGCUUUGAUUGUCUUCUGGAGUCCUGUGUUUGCAUCUUGAGAAAACUGGUGUAUGCCGAUCCCUCUCUGAGGCGCAGCCUGGCUCAGCGCAGCCCUCCGCUCUUCGCCCUGCUCAGGGCAUCGUUGAUUCUGAAGGAAAACCAGGGGAACGGAAGUGAAGCGGCUGUUCUCAUGAGCCUGCUGCUCUUUGAUGAGAUCGCCAGCAUUCAGAUGUGGUCAGACAAAUCCGCCACAGAUGUGACCCAUCCACCCUUCUCCUUACCGCUGACAGCAGUUCGCAGGUACAACAUCCCCUUCCAGGCAGCGACUCAUCAUGCCAUUAGCCCCUACUGCUGUGUUCUGGCUCCUUCUGCUGACCUUCUGACCCUUAGCCCCGCCCUCCGAGCUCUGCAGGUGGCCUGGAACACCGCAUGGCAUUCUGGGAUGGAUAACCUCCUUGAAAAGCUGAACAGUGAAGCUGGUGAUCCUGAAUUUCAUCCCGACCUGCAGCUGUCAGAGUCCCAGCUCGUGUCGAUGCAGGCAUCUCACCUCCCGUAUGCACUGCAGGAUUGCAUCCGGGCCAUCGCCACUGCAGCGGGGCACAGGUCCGUGGCCUCUGCCCUCUCCAGGCUCAGCCUCUACUUGUUGUUCGACAGGCUGGCUCGCCCUCAUGUUUCACCUCACAGCUGCAGAGACGUCCUUCACUCCCUCAGCUGGCAGGCAGCACUGACCAGGUUUGUCCAGGUGCGCCCAGCCUGUGUCGAGGACGAAAGGUUGCUGGUGGGAAUUGUGACACUCCUGAAUACCUACUUCAAACACAUUCCCACUGAGACUGUGUGUGAAGCCGAGGACGGGGACCUGCGCUGGAUACUGGAGCUGCUUCUCAACCAGGAGACUGCAGCUCUCCUUCAUCUGCUCCUCGGUGUGGAGGCGCAGAGCUCCCCUCGGAGCCCGGGGGAACCGGAGGAACUGAAGAACCACAUCAGACAGAGACUGCAGCGGGAACUCACCGGCUUCUUUAACACGCUACUACACCGACUGUCACACACCGCCGACAGGCUGUGUUUGGCACCAGCGGGCCCCUUUAGGAGCCAGCUGGCAGUCCGUUUGCUUCAGAGCCUGCGGGUGUCUGAUGCCCCACGUUUCUAUGGCCUCCCCAGCCUGGAGAGGACUCUGCAGGGCAUGGUGAGCCUGACUGCCCAGCCUGGCUGGAGCUCCCACUGCCCUGACCUGGAGCCCAGCUCCCUCUGCUCCAAGUAUCUCAGUGGAUUAUUGGAGGUGAUCUCCUCGUUUUACGUGGAGUGGAGAGGGAACUCCUCGUCUUUCAUGGGGAAAGGUGUGACCAAGAACGCCGUCAUCUGCCUGCUGCACUUGUCUCAUGAGAUGAUGGCUGUGAACAAAAACAAGGACUUCAUUUCCCAGUGGUCUUUGGGAAACGAGGGAACAAUGGAGGAAUCUGGCUCCUCUCAGCUGGGAUUGGCCUGGCUGAUCCCUUUGUGGGUGGACCGGGAUCAGGAGGUGAGGUUUGCCAGUUUGGGUUUAGGUGCAGCUCUGACUUCUGUGCCCAGCGGGUGCCAGGCUCUGUGUGCCAGCUGUCAGAACAUCAGCGGAGGUCUGUGGGGCACGUUGCUCAACAUCCUCCUGGAUCAGCAGGAGAGCAGCAUGGUCCGCAGGGAGGCUGCGUUUAUCUUGCAGAACUUGCUGCUGAUGCCCAUGCCUGCCAACGCAGAGGAGGCCAAGGACUCCCACUGGCAGCAUCCAUGUGUCCACGACGAGGUGUCUGGUGUGUCUGUGGUGGGUCUCCCAGCCUUGCAGGCUCUGCUUUACCACUGUCAGUAUUUUCAAAACGUGGCUCACGCUGCCUCCAGUUGCUACCGUGGCCGGUACACGUUCCAGCUCCGGCCUGGGGCUGCUGGGAGCACUGGCCCCUCGCUCCAGGAGAGCUCUUCAUCUGAUUCUGAGAACUCUCUGCUAUUGUGGAGAUGGGACCCACCUCCCAGCAUCAACUCUAGACGACCUUCCAGCUCCCUUUCCACUUCCAGCACCGUGCUCAGCACUGCUCCAAUCAGACGUCUGAGGCCCAACACUCCUAAAGUUCCCUCUCCGGUGGGCAUCGCAGACGAUGCUCCCGCUGCCAGUAGACUGAUGGCUCAAGGACAGAGCGAUGGAGACACAAGCAACUCAUCGCAGGACUCCCAACAAGAGGAGCCCUCAGCCGUGCAGCCCGUCGUCAUGGUAACUCCUGACCUCUUGACAGCCCACUGCAGCCUGCUGACCAAUCUGCUGGCCAUCCUGCCAGAUUUCACCCUCACUGCCAUCCGACAAAACCAGCUACUUCAGGUCCUGGCCAGUCUGGUGAAUAUCGAGUCCGUUGAGAAAUGUCUGACUGAGCUGAGGUCACCCAGCAUCCUCCCUGGGGACCGAGAAGACAUCAAGCGUCAGCUCGUAACUGCACUUCGGUUCCUGUCCAGCUUUUCCAAACUGCUACAGUUUUGUGUUAUGGCGAGCAAGGAGCUGAUUGGCCAGAUGGACUUCCUGAAACAGUUGAAUCUCCUGGCUGUCGUUAUGCUGGAUACUAAAGGAUUAGACGCAGGAACCCGGGACGUGUUUCAUGCGUGCUGGACGGACGUGUUUAUGCUCCUGGCUACUCUGCUGAGGAGAGACAGCUCAGCAGCGCACCCGUCUGUCUCCUCCAUGCUGGGGAGACGCUGGCGGACAUUCGCAGGAACAAUAUCAGAGUGUGUGAAUGAGAAGUUUGCGGACCAUCUUCUCUACACGGCGACCCUGCAGUUCCUCUCUACAGUUUUCACAGAGGAGACGAAGCGCCGCAGCGUGGAAGUCACAAACUCCACAUCAAAACGCGACUCCGGCCUGUCAGAAAUCCUGAACGGAGCCUCUGCCAGCCAGCUGUGUGAACUGUUGCUGCAGAGUUUUGAGAGGAGGACCUCCCAGGACCCGUUGAAAAAGCUCACAGCCAGAGCGAUGAUGACGCUGCUGGCGUGCAGCCCCACAGCUCAAAACUACGCAGCUAAAGUCGGUCUCAUCGACAGCUGUGUGGAGCAGCUGAGGCAGACACAAUCACAGCUCCACCUGGAGUCGCUCCGACCCGGCAGGACGUCUCACCGCAGAAAGGAAGGAGGCUGUUUAAAGGAAGUCAGGCUGGCUGCAGAGAUGCUGCAAAGUACUCUUUAUAACAACAACGAAUGCAAAGUGGCUGCAACGGAUGCCCGUCUAACGCCGACGCUGCACGCUCUUUGGCCUUGGCUCUUGUUGGACGACCCCACCAUGGAAGUGGUGCUGGAGCUUCUGUGUGUUUACACUGCCAACUGCCCACCAGCAUGCAGUUCUCUGUGCAGCAGCGUCCCAGGUGGCGUACCGGGUUCUAAAGGCUCUCUGAUGCACUCGGUCAUGAAGCUGACCUCGCUUACGGCAGACUGCAGCGCCGUUCAGAGCCUCUCCUUCUCUCUCCUGGUUAACCUGACCGUGUCGCGGGACUGCAGGUGCAUCCUGCAGAAGAAUAAUUUCCUUCAAGCGUUUCUGCUGGUGCCGGUGCCCAAAGCGGCCGGCGCGAAGGCCACGUCUGGCGCUACGAGCCCCCUGAGCCUGUGGCUGAGGCUGUUGGUCAGCCUGUCGUCCACCGAGGACGGCCAGCAGAGCAUCCUUAAGGUGACCGGCGCUCUGGAGCUGCUGGCGGACUUGGCACCACAUCGACGACAUGCGUUGCUCACGCUCCACAACCUCUGCUUCUGCCCGGCCAACAAAUCCCACGUCAUCUCCAACGAAAAUUCCAUCAAGGUUUUGAUGUCGUGUCUUGAAAGUAGAGAGAUGGAAACCUGCUGUAUGGGAGCAUCUGCCCUGUGGGCGUUACUCCACAACAAUCAGAGGGCUAAAACUGCCCUGAAGUGUCCUUCUGUGCGGUUAAAAAUCAAAGAGGCCCUUUCCACCUUUAAGACAGAUGCAGAGAAGAAGCAGGAUCCUCUAAGUGUUUACCUGCUGAAGUGCCUGGAGCAGCUCUCCCUGCUGCUGCUGAAUAAACGAUCGUGUGGCUCUAGAUGUGUUGUGAAUCCCACAAACCAGAACUCACACCAAACUAACUUUACCUCAAACUAAACUUAAAUUUCAUCCCAGUGCUUAGAAGCGCUCCCCUCCUAUAAAAAAACAAACAAAAAAGACACAACACAGUGUUCAAAUCUUCAUAACUAUGAGGUAUUUAGUCAUCA
Molecule: messenger RNA, 7024 nt
Organism: Nothobranchius furzeri (turquoise killifish)
Lineage: Eukaryota; Metazoa; Chordata; Actinopteri; Cyprinodontiformes; Nothobranchiidae
Gene: rttn
Product: rotatin
Biological process (GO): centriole-centriole cohesion; centriole replication; ciliary basal body organization
Cellular component (GO): ciliary basal body; centrosome; centriole
Source: RefSeq, a predicted model, not a curated record